Molecule: messenger RNA, 1982 nt
Organism: Malania oleifera
Lineage: Eukaryota; Viridiplantae; Streptophyta; Magnoliopsida; Santalales; Ximeniaceae
Product: zinc finger CCCH domain-containing protein 49
Exons: 4
Coding region: 227-1678 (483 amino acids)
Cellular component (GO): U2-type catalytic step 2 spliceosome; U2-type catalytic step 1 spliceosome; Prp19 complex
Molecular function (GO): U6 snRNA binding; metal ion binding; pre-mRNA binding
Source: RefSeq, a predicted model, not a curated record
UUUUAUUUUAUUUCCUUGCUUUUGAGUCGAUCAUUAUCCAAACUUCUAUUGAAGAAGCUUCCUGUGUCUGCAAGACGUCGCGUUUUGCACCUGGAAAUUAGGGUUCAGGCACUGCAGCGCAGGACCGGACGCCCUCAUAUAUUCAACGUGCAAAUUCCGAAGGCGGUGACGACGUGCAAUCUGGAAUAGCGAGAGAGAGGAGGGAGGGAGGGAGAGAGAAUAUAAGAUGGCGCAUAGGUUACUGAGAGAUCUGGAGGCUGAUGGUUGGGAGCGAUCGGAUUUCCCGAUCAUCUGUGAAUCUUGCCUCGGCGAUAACCCCUACGUUCGUAUGACUAGAUCUGUUUAUGAUAAGGAGUGCAAGAUUUGUACACGCCCCUUCACGGUUUUUAGGUGGAGGCCAGGUCGUGAUGCAAGAUUUAAAAAAACUGAGGUUUGCCAAACAUGCAGCAAGUUGAAAAAUGUUUGUCAGGUUUGCCUUUUGGAUCUUGAAUACGGGUUACCAGUUCAGGUUCGAGAUACAGCUCUAUCAAUCAAUUCGAAUGAUGCAAUCCCAAAGAGUGAUGUGAAUAGAGAAUACUUUGCAGAAGAGCAUGACCGCAAGGCCAGAGCUGGUAUAAAUUAUGAGUCCUCAUAUGGCAAGUUUCCUGCAAACGACACUAUUUUGAAGCUUCAAAGGACGACACCAUAUUACAAAAGAAAUAGAGCCCAUGUUUGUAGUUUCUAUGUACGGGGUGAAUGCACUAGAGGUGCUGAAUGCCCUUAUAGGCAUGAGAUGCCUGUCACUGGGGAGUUAUCCCAGCAAAAUAUUAAAGAUCGUUAUUAUGGAGUGAAUGAUCCAGUUGCAUUGAAGCUACUCAACAAGGCUGGGGAAAUGCCCUCACUAGAACCCCCGGAGGAUGAGAGCAUUAAAACCCUCUAUGUUGGUGGGCUUGAUGCCAGAGUUACUGAGCAGGACCUAAGGGACCACUUCUAUGCCCAUGGUGAAAUUGAAUCUGUGCGGAUGGUUCUCCAACGAGCAUGUGCAUUUGUAACCUACACGACCAGAGAAGGUGCAGAGAAGGCAGCAGAAGAGCUUUCUAACAAACUGGUGAUAAAGGGCCUGAGGCUGAAGUUGAUGUGGGGUAGACCUCAAGCACCGAAACCAGACUCUGAAGUCUCCGAUGAGGCAAGACAGCAGGCUUUGGCCCACAGUGGGAUGUUGCCAAGGGCAGUUAUUUCCCAACAGCAGAACCAACUUCAACCCCCUGGUACACAAGAUCAGCCCCCACAGAUGCACUACUUCAAUAUCCCACCACCUCCUCCUAUGCACGAGAGAACCUUUUAUCCAUCCAUGGAUCCUCAAAGAAUGGGCGCGGUGGUUCCAUCCCAAGAAGGGGCUUCUAAUGGACCAGGAGAGAACAAAGCUGGGUCAGAGAAGCUGCCGCAGCUGCAGUUGCAGCCGCAGCCGCAGCCGCAGCAGGGACAGCAAUAUGCUUACCAAUCUAUGCCACCCCCACAAGGUCAGUAUCACCAACCAUUUUAUCCACCAUAUGGAUAUAUGCCACCACCACCACCUGCACCUUACCAACAGUACCCUCCACCACCAUAUCAUUCUGCCAUGCCCCAACCACCACCACCACCGCCACCAGCUACUCAGCAGUACCAGCAUUCUGCACCACCAGGCUCAUCGCAGCAGUGAAACUUGUGUGCUUGUUUGGUGCACAGUUGGAUGUUCGAGUAAACGACCUAGCCCUGUAUUUUUAGAUUCAUAUUUUUCCUCUUGCUUCAGCUGAUAUUUCGCUAUUCAGCAACCAUGAUGUGUUGCUGAUAUAGCUGUGGGGAAUUUGUUGUGUGGUCAUGUGGUUCCUAAUCUCUAUUUCAUACUUGUUGACGACUAUGCUCUUGUCCUUGCAGAAACGAUAAACCUGUUUGUUGCUGAAAUGUAUCUUUUUUUUGUUGCCUAAAUAUUUUGUUAAUAUAUAUUUCCUGUUUUCGAUCAGAAA